Molecule: messenger RNA, 930 nt
Organism: Symbiodinium pilosum
Lineage: Eukaryota; Dinophyceae; Suessiales; Symbiodiniaceae
Source: the annotation of a GenBank genome assembly
AUGGAGUUCCAGCGCUACGUGUCGCAGUGGCACAACCUGUCCAUGGAGGAACGUGGAGUGAAAGUCUCCACCUGGGCGUUGCGCCUCAAAACCCUGCGAACAGACGCCUCGCCCAAGAGGCUACGGAGAUUGAUCCUGCAAGCUGCUGCAGCCUUGUCGCCUCCACGGCUCGCUGCAGCGGGCGAAAGCGAUGGCACAGGAGCUGUCAGAGAAGAGCACCGGGUGACCGACAGCCAGCAAACUAUCAAGAAGACUUUGCUCCGGGCGCUUGCUUUGUGGAGUUCCCGAGCGCUGGAAGAUUCAGAGAUCGAGAUCGCGCGCUUGCGUAUUGAGCAUUUGAUAAGGAAGUUCGAAGAAUGUCAUGCUAACAUUGACUGUGCGGCGUCAUGUAAUCUCUGGAGGCGUUUGCGGGCCUUUGCUUUUGGUGAGCAGCGAGACACGCAACUUCAAGUCUAUGCAGCUUCUGACGUUGGCAAGAAGAAGAUGCACCAACGAAGACCAGCCAUUAGGUCAGACACGAGGACGUAUGAUCCGGGAGAGCAUCGCAUGAAGUUGCCAACCGUCGAGCACAGGCCUUCGGAGCCAAAGGUCAUCCGAUGUGAUCGUUGCUACCAUGAACUCGUCUCUUGCUGGUAUUUUGUUCACCCAAGGACAUCCCGAGCUACUGUGCUUGUGCCAAGCAAGGGCCACAUUUCGUGCAAAGGUGAACCCUCCGGGUCCAGAGCCUUCUUCAAGCCAGUCGACGGUUCCAACUCGAAGUGCGACAAUGAGUUAUCUCUUGAUUACUGUGUGCACAACUGCCGACGGGCGGUAUGUGCCCCAUGUGGUGGCAGCAACAUAUGUCGGCAUCGAAAGCCUAAAUGGCGAUGCGCCAUCUGCAAGCUUACGAUCCGAAAGCGGGUCAAAAAGGUGAUUCCUGCUCAUGCUUAG